Budorcas taxicolor (takin) is the source of this 3797-nucleotide messenger RNA. RefSeq names its product Mtr4 exosome RNA helicase (gene MTREX). Gene Ontology annotation, cellular component: nucleus. The record is from RefSeq and is a predicted model, not a curated record. Gene Ontology annotation, molecular function: RNA helicase activity; ATP binding; RNA binding. Lineage: Eukaryota; Metazoa; Chordata; Mammalia; Artiodactyla; Bovidae. Gene Ontology annotation, biological process: RNA catabolic process; maturation of 5.8S rRNA. Bases 8 to 3136 code for a protein of 1042 amino acids. The transcript is spliced from 27 exons.
UCGAAAGAUGGCUGACGCUUUUGGGGAUGAGCUCUUCAGCGUGUUCGAGGACGACUCGACCACGGCUCCUGGAGCCAAAAAAGACAAAGAAAAGGAGAAGGGGAAAUGGAAGGGUCCGCCAGGGUCUGCAGAAAAGGCCGGAAAAUGUUUUGAUGGUAAAUUACAAUCAGAGUCAACUAAUGUUGGAAAAAACAAGAGAGAUGCAGACUUCGAGGGUGUUGAUGAACCUAUUUUUGGAAAGAAACCCAGGGUGGAAGAGUCAAUAACUGAAGAUUUAAGUUUGGCUGACCUGAUGCCCAGAGUCAAGGUACAGUCAGUUGAAACUGUCGAAGGGUGUACGCAUGAGGUUGCACUUCCUGCAGAUGAAGAUUAUCUACCACUUAAACCUCGAGUUGGAAAAGCUGCAAAGGAAUAUCCAUUCAUUCUUGAUGCUUUUCAAAGAGAAGCCAUUCAGUGUGUUGAUAAUAAUCAGUCUGUUUUAGUAUCUGCACAUACAUCAGCAGGAAAAACUGUUUGUGCUGAAUAUGCCAUUGCAUUGGCGCUAAGGGAAAAACAACGUGUAAUAUUUACUAGCCCAAUUAAGGCCCUGAGUAACCAGAAAUACCGUGAAAUGUAUGAAGAAUUUCAAGAUGUUGGUCUGAUGACUGGAGAUGUUACUAUUAAUCCUACAGCAUCCUGUCUUGUUAUGACCACAGAGAUUUUGAGAAGUAUGCUGUACAGAGGUUCUGAAGUUAUGCGAGAAGUUGCUUGGGUCAUAUUUGAUGAAAUUCAUUACAUGAGAGAUUCAGAGCGUGGUGUCGUAUGGGAAGAAACUAUUAUUUUGCUUCCUGAUAACGUUCACUAUGUCUUUCUUUCGGCUACUAUUCCAAAUGCCCGACAGUUUGCUGAGUGGAUUUGCCACUUACAUAAACAGCCUUGUCAUGUAAUUUACACAGAUUAUCGGCCUACUCCAUUACAGCACUAUAUUUUUCCAGCCGGGGGAGAUGGCCUGCACCUUGUGGUUGAUGAAAAUGGUGACUUCAGAGAAGAUAAUUUUAAUACUGCAAUGCAAGUACUUCGAGAUGCUGGUGAUUUGGCAAAAGGAGAUCAGAAGGGGCGAAAAGGAGGAACAAAAGGUCCAUCAAAUGUAUUCAAGAUUGUGAAGAUGAUUAUGGAAAGAAAUUUUCAACCUGUAAUUAUUUUCAGUUUUAGUAAGAAAGAUUGUGAAGCUUACGCACUUCAAAUGACCAAAUUAGAUUUCAACACAGAUGAGGAAAAGAAGAUGGUUGAAGAAGUUUUUAGUAAUGCAAUUGACUGCUUGUCUGAUGAAGACAAAAAGCUCCCUCAGGUUGAAAAUGUACUUCCUCUCUUGAAACGGGGGAUUGGUAUUCACCAUGGUGGUUUACUGCCUAUUUUGAAAGAAACUAUAGAAAUUCUCUUUUCUGAAGGAUUAAUAAAGGCCUUAUUUGCCACUGAGACUUUUGCUAUGGGGAUUAACAUGCCAGCUAGAACUGUUUUAUUUACAAACGCCCGAAAAUUUGAUGGGAAGGAUUUCCGAUGGAUUUCCUCUGGUGAAUAUAUUCAGAUGUCUGGUCGUGCUGGAAGGAGGGGAAUGGAUGAUAGAGGAAUUGUAAUUCUUAUGGUAGAUGAAAAGAUGAGCCCAACGAUUGGAAAACAACUACUUAAGGGCUCAGCUGAUCCUCUAAAUAGUGCUUUCCAUUUGACCUACAACAUGGUUUUGAACUUACUACGAGUAGAAGAAAUUAAUCCUGAGUACAUGUUGGAAAAAUCCUUCUACCAGUUUCAGCAUUAUAGAGCAAUUCCAGGAGUAGUAGAGAAGGUAAAGAACUCAGAAGAACAGUAUAAUAAAAUAGUAAUACCAAAUGAAGAAAGUGUAGUCAUCUACUACAAGAUUAGACAGCAGCUUGCCAAAUUGGGUAAAGAAAUUGAAGAAUACAUUCACAAACCAAAAUAUUGCUUACCCUUUUUACAGCCAGGUCGUUUGGUAAAGGUGAAGAAUGAAGGAGAUGAUUUUGGUUGGGGUGUAGUGGUGAAUUUCUCAAAGAAAUCCAAUGUUAAGCCUAAUUCUGGUGAACUGGAUCCGUUAUAUGUAGUAGAAGUACUUCUGCGUUGCAGCAAAGAGAGCUUGAAAAAUUCAGCUACUGAGGCUGCAAAGCCAGCUAAGUCUGAUGAGAAAGGAGAGAUGCAGGUUGUUCCAGUUUUGGUGCAUCUCCUGUCUGCUAUCAGCAGUGUUAGACUUUACAUCCCCAAAGACCUUCGACCACUGGACAACAGACAGAGUGUUCUAAAAUCAAUACAGGAAGUUCAGAAACGUUUUCCUGAUGGUGUUCCCUUAUUAGACCCUAUUGAUGACAUGGGCAUUCAGGAUCAAGGACUGAAAAAAGUUAUCCAGAAAGUAGAGGCCUUUGAGCAUCGAAUGUAUUCUCAUCCUCUUCACAAUGAUCCAAAUUUGGAAACUGUGUAUACACUUUGUGAAAAAAAAGCACAGAUUGCAAUAGACAUUAAAUCCGCAAAGCGAGAACUAAAGAAAGCAAGAACUGUCCUACAAAUGGAUGAGCUCAAAUGUCGCAAACGUGUUUUAAGGAGGUUGGGAUUUGCUACAUCUUCUGAUGUCAUAGAGAUGAAAGGACGAGUGGCUUGUGAGAUAAGCAGUGCUGAUGAGCUCCUUCUAACUGAGAUGAUGUUUAACGGCCUUUUCAAUGACCUGUCUGCAGAACAAGCAACAGCACUACUGAGCUGCUUUGUGUUUCAGGAGAAUUCUAGUGAGAUGCCCAAAUUAACAGAGCAGUUAGCAGGACCACUUCGUCAAAUGCAGGAAUGUGCUAAAAGAAUUGCAAAAGUUUCAGCAGAAGCCAAGUUGGAAAUUGAUGAGGAGACUUAUCUAAGCUCAUUUAAACCUCACUUAAUGGAUGUAGUAUACACCUGGGCAACUGGAGCUACAUUUGCCCAUAUCUGCAAAAUGACAGAUGUCUUUGAAGGCAGCAUAAUUCGUUGUAUGAGGCGCCUGGAAGAACUACUUCGACAAAUGUGUCAAGCAGCAAAAGCCAUUGGAAACACUGAGCUGGAAAAUAAAUUUGCAGAAGGAAUCACCAAAAUUAAGAGAGAUAUUGUGUUUGCCGCCAGCCUCUACUUAUAAACAGUCAGCUAAGGAAUGUGGAAUUGUGAACUGUUCUCCACCUGUCUGAUUACAAUCAACUGUAAAUGCCUAUAAGUAUUGAUUUGGUUUUCCUAUCUCAAGACAGUUGUCCUGAAACAUUUUAAUAUGUAUUAUAUUUAAAUCAAGCAUCAUUCUAAGAAAGCAUAUUACAUACACAUUUGUACAUGAGCGUUACAUUUUUUAAUAAAAAAAUGUACAGGGGGGGCAUUGUUUAGUGAAAGGCCGUUGAAAUUUUUUUAAAUGAACUUACAGCUAUUAGAUAACCAUUGUGUUAAAUGUAACUAUAUACACACAGGUAAAGUAGGCAUCCAAGAGGUAUAGUAGCAGCAGUCCCUUACAGGCUUGUACACCGGGAAGAAAGACGCAUCCUCUUGCCUUCUGGUUGCAAUCAUUUUUCUUUAGAAAGCAGGCCAGCUUCAUCUGGGCACUCUGCCACCUUCAAGGCUGGUGACUGUUCCGAUAGUGAUUCCCUGUCGUCGGUGUUUCAUGCAGAGUUGUAUGAGAAUCCUCCUCUUUUCUUUCUUUAAAAGGAGAAUUUCUCUUUUUGAAGAAAUCUGAUACAUAUACAGCCUAUGGAGAACAGGUAACAUUUAGAAUGGGGCAGAGUAUUAAAUGAUAAAAUUUUAAAUAAAUAAGCUGA